CCAGGGGGGGAGAACCUUGGGAGACACACUCCCUGGACAAAUCCCCUAAUUUCCAAAACCAGCAACUUGGCUUUCCACAAGCAAUCAAACCCCCCCCAACUUGACCCUCUCCCUCCCACAGUUGCCCUUUCCUUUCCUGCAAUUCAAUUCAAUUCAAUUCACUGAACCAAACCAAUCCACACACAAUCCCCUCUCUCUCUCUCUCUCUCUCUCUCUAAUGUCUCUGUCUUUUUUAAUGAUAAACCAGCAGUAAUCAUCAGAUUUAAGAAGAGGAGGAGGAAGGAGGAGGAAAAAGACAUCCUUUGAGCAAACAACAAAUACAGUGCACCCGUCCCGUCCCUUUCGCUGCCUCCCCUAACCCCAGAAUUCCUUCCACCAUAGACCAACAGUCCUCCAUUUGAUAAACACAGGUCCCUUCUCCUUCAUCAUCAGCUCAGUUGAUUCAUCGCCUCUUGAUUCCACUCGAGCGGGCGAUAAGAGUCUCUUAUCAAGGCCGGGUCGGGUACCCCCUUCAGAUGCAAAAGCUGUCUGGUUCCUCUGCCUCUGCGUCUCGCCUGUCGUCGGAGUCCUCCCAUUACAGCAGCCCCCACUGCUUGAUUCAGUACCACAGCUGGGUCAUCGGGGACGACGUUUCUUGGACCAACCGCCGCGGAAGCUUGCGCCUUGAACAUGAACAGAUAGGAUCCGCCCUUGAAGGAAUCGGAAAAAUCGUUGCUUGGGGCAGUUCUGUAUAGCAUUUAUACCGGCUGUGGAGUUUCUAGUUGCGUUCCGGGCAAGGAAGAUCUCACGGUUGCCAGACCUCGACGCAAUCAUGGAAGGUGCAGAGAGAAUGAGAGCUGGCACGCCGGCUGCUGCUGCUCCGAUAGGGGGAGCGAAGAAGACAGUCCAUUAUGGGGCGGCGGUGAUCGGCCCGGGGAGGAACGAGUCGUUCAUGAACAACCGGAGUCUCUCCCACAACAAGAACGGGAAGAGGCUGCUGCCGUCGAGUUACUUCAGCUUGGAGUCUCUGUUCCUGCUGAUAUGCCUCACGGCAUCGCUGUUGAUACUGCCGCUGAUACUCCCGCCAUUGCCGCCGCCGCCGUUCAUGCUGCUCCUGCUCCCCAUCGGGAUCAUGGGAGUGCUCAUGGUCCUCGCCUUCAUGCCCUCGGAGGUCAGAGACUUGACGAACACGUAUAUGUAAUGUAAAGGAGAAGAAUUUGAAGAAGAAGAUGAUGAGAUGACCCAAAUUUUUGCUUUUUCUGUUCAGUCUGUGUUUUCUUGUUUUGAUGUUCUGACGAAUGAGUAGAAUACGAAAAGGAUGAAAGAGUAAGCAGUUCUUUUAUUUGUAUAUCUCCAUCCCGAGCAAAUUUGAUCUUCCUGUAACAAUUUAGAACUGCACUACUCGGUUUAAUUGUCGCCUACGACUAGUAGUAAUGGUUACAUUGGUCGA
Messenger RNA from Punica granatum (pomegranate), 1429 nucleotides. The record is from RefSeq and is a predicted model, not a curated record. NCBI's taxonomy places the organism in Eukaryota, Viridiplantae, Streptophyta, Magnoliopsida, Myrtales, Lythraceae.